AUGGAAGAAAAGUUAAAUGAAAUGGAACAAGCUGGUAUCAUCACAAGGACAUCAACGCCUUACAGUAGUCCAUUGACAUUCCCUCUUAAAAAAGACGGCUCAAUUAGAGUACUGCUUGAUGCCAGAAGCAUAAAUAAGAAAAUGGUUGCAGAAACAGAGAAACCACCUAUACAAUUAGAUGUUUUGAAUUCAUUUCACGGAGCGAAUUAUAUCACUACCAUUGACUUAAAUAAUGCAUAUUUUCAAAUUCCGAUAAAUAAAGAUGGUAGAAAAUAUACUGGAUUCACAUUCAAUGGAAAGUCAUAUGUAUAUAAUGUUUUGCCGCAAGGAUUAAAAACAUCAGUAGGAAGCUUUAGCAGAGCCAUGAAUUUAAUAUUAGGACCAGAAGUCCAAGAAUUUUGUGUGAACUAUUUAGAUUAUCUAGCCAUUAUUACAACAGGAACGUUAGAUAAACAUUUGGAGCACAUUGAUAUUGUUUUAAGUAAAUUGAACAAAGCUGGCUUAACGUGUAACUUGCAGAAAUGUGAAUUUAUUUGUAAAGAAAUUAAAAUGCUGGGUUUUAUAAUUUCAACAGAAGGCAUAAAGACAGAUCCCGAUAAGAUUCGAGCGAUCCAAGAGUUUCCAGCACCUAAAAAUAUUAAACAAUUAAGGGCCUUUUUAGGUCUAUGCAAUUUUUAUAGAAGGUUUAUACCAAAUUACAGCGAGAGCAUAAUACCGCUCUGUGAAUUACUUAAAAAGGGACGAAAGUUCAAAUGGAGCGGUAAAGAACAGAAGGCAUUUGAUUUUAUAAAACAACAAUUUAUUAAUACAAUACAAUUGCAUCAUCCAGACUUUAAUAAGCCGUAUUAUUUACAAACAGAUUGUUCCGGUGUGGGUAUGGCCGGAGUACUAUAUCAGAUAGAUGAUAAUAAUGAAAUGAGAAUUUUGGGCUAUCAUAGUAAAGCCUUAAAAGGCCCCUAA
Molecule: messenger RNA, 960 nt
Organism: Parnassius mnemosyne (clouded apollo)
Lineage: Eukaryota; Metazoa; Arthropoda; Insecta; Lepidoptera; Papilionidae
Source: the annotation of a GenBank genome assembly